This is a messenger RNA of Myzus persicae (green peach aphid), 2254 nucleotides long. Its product is annotated as autophagy-related protein 23-like. The transcript is spliced from 9 exons. The record is from RefSeq and is a predicted model, not a curated record. Bases 1 to 1605 code for a protein of 534 amino acids. NCBI's taxonomy places the organism in Eukaryota, Metazoa, Arthropoda, Insecta, Hemiptera, Aphididae.
AUGGGUAUAAACAUUGCCAAUAUUAUAAAUGAAAUACAAUUCGAUCAGAAGUUAAUUAGUGUACUUGACACAUACAACAAGUACAUCAACUAUCGAUUCGAUUAUCUCGUCAGAACAAGUAUUACUCAAACACCCAACGAACUCAUUCAUAACAUUGACUAUUCUGAAUUUGAUCCAAGUCAACAUAUUUCACAAAAUAAUGUUGAUAGUAACAAAAGUUUAGACAAUGUUACUAAACAGCGAGAAGAAUUAAAAACUUUAACAAAAGUAGUAGAUUUAAAAAGAAAAGAAUUGAGCAUAAUAACUGUUAAUGAAGAUGGAUUAAGAAAUAAUAUUAAACACUUAGAAGAUAUAAUAUCAAUUAAGAAAAAUUUUAUCAGCGAAACUGCCAGAUAUGCAGAAGUCAGAUGGAAUGCAAAAGAAAAAGUUGAAAAAGAGUACAAUAGAAUAAACAAAAAAUAUAUUAAAAUUUUAAGUCAGGCAAACAAAUCAAAAACUAAUUAUGGUAAUGGAACUAGUAAAGAUGCAGAUUAUGGAGAGCGAACAAAUAAUAGGCUAUUACGAUAUGAAGACAAAAUUAAAAAAAUGAAUGAUAUUAUAAAAAUUGCCAGUGAUAGUACAGAAAAAUUACUUCAAUAUCAAAUUGCAUUACAAACUUCAAAUGAUCGCUUAAAAAUAUUUUAUGACCAACUAAAUAAUCAUAUAAGAAAUAAACAAGAAGUUUCAUUAUUAUUAAUACAACAUGAAAAACGAAUUAAUCAACUGAAAAUUAAUUUAUCAAAUUUGGGGGUUUUAACAAGCAUCGAAAAAAUUAGAGUCCAUACAUCGUCAAAUAUAAUUGAAAAUGAUAAUUUAAAAAAAGAAUUUUUGGACUUGCAAAAUUUAAGAAAUGAAAUUUUAAGUUUGCGUCCUAGAGGAAUGUUUAAUCCCAAAUAUCAAAAGGAAAAUAACUUAUUCAAAGAAGAUAUUCGAAAAUAUUUAGAAAAUGACGAAGCAAUUGAUUCCAUAGAUUAUUUAAUUGAAUUGAAAAAUAAUGUGUGCAAUAAUGACAAAAAUUUAUUACAUUUUAUUCAAACGAAUUCAAAUGAAACAUCAAUUUUUUGGAAGUGUCUGUCAACUUUAAGUAUAGAUGAACUGAAGAAAUUGUUGGUACAUUAUUUUAUCAAAGUUGUAGACCUAAAAGAAACCGGACGAGAAAAUGAUGAAAUAAUAUCUAAACUCGAUGCAAUAAAUGAUAGACAAAAACAUGCUAUUAUCUCUUUAAAUAAUAACUAUCAAGAAUUCCAUCUAUCAAUUGAAAAAAAAUUCAUGGAAUUAAAAAAAUAUUAUCAAGCGAAAGUUAAUUUGUUAUUCCAACUAAUUCAAGAAGAAAGUAAUGCUAUUACAAUGUUUAAAAUGAGGCAAAAAGUCAUAAGACUUAAAAAGAAAAUAAUUGAAUUGGAAAAGUUACAAACAGUGAAACCAAAGGACACUCCAGUGAUGCCAGAACCCCUAAUUAAUUCAAAUCUUCUAGAAUCAUCAAAAUCGGAAUCUGAAACUGUGUCGUCUGCCAAAGUGAUAUACCACAAAAACAAACUGAAGAUACAAAUAAAUAAAUCCAAAUAAAAUGUACAUAAAGACGCAUGAACAAAAAAUAUUUUAAGUUUGUAUAGGUAGACAUAAGCUUCAGUUUGUAUCUUAACUUCAAUUUUUUUUUUUGUCAAAGCAAAAUAUGAAUUGUAAAUAUGAGAUUAUGAAUAAUUGUAUUUUAAUUAUAUUUCUUCUUUACAAAACUGUUAAAUAUAUUGACAGGAUGCUCAAAGGCCCUAAACUAUUAUACUAUCUUUGAGCUUGAGUUAAGAAAUAAACAUAUUUUAAUCAAAUUUAAGCCAUUAGAAUUAGUAUCUUAUCUACUUAAGGGACUUAAAGAUUUAAGUUGGUAUCAACUUGAGAAGGUAUUUCUAUGAAUAACAAUAAAAUAAAUCUUGAUCGUGCAUUACUUUGACAGUUGUAUUCAUCCUCAGUAUUACAUUUGAUAGCAUUAUAAGUUUUUUCAUUAAGUGCAUUGUUAAAAACCUCAUUUUAAUAAAUUCUUAAAUGGCUGUGGUUCAGCUUUUUUAUGCUCACAAAUCAUACUUAAAGAGUAGGCUUUAUGUGUUCAAAAUGUAUUUUUAAAUGUGCACAUCCUUACAGAAGUCUCAAAAUUAACUUUAAUUGUGUGUGAGAAACAAGUCUUGUAGCUCCAUCUAGUUAAAAUAAAUUAUAGUUACUACUA